Molecule: messenger RNA, 1710 nt
Organism: Solea senegalensis (Senegalese sole)
Lineage: Eukaryota; Metazoa; Chordata; Actinopteri; Pleuronectiformes; Soleidae
Product: histone chaperone ASF1
Exons: 2
Coding region: 643-1254 (203 amino acids)
Source: RefSeq, a predicted model, not a curated record
UAGUAUUGUUGUAUUUAAUCUAAAUGUCUGCCUUCCUGUACAAUUUAAACUCCAUAUGUACGGUUCUAACACUUGAACCCAUGUUUAAGUGUUUCUAAGUGUUGUAAUGUACGUACCCAUCAUGUGAUAUUUUCAUAUGCGCCAUACUGGAAGCAUUCAUUUACCACUUAAGUCAAAUACUCUCAUAUAUUUCAGAUUUAAAUGCACCUUUAUUUCAUUUCUUGUCGUUUGGAAUGUAAUGUCACAGUGCUCAAUGUCUGAUGGUAGCCUGCUCAACCAUGACUACAAAAGUUUCCCCCCACAAGUUGACUGAUGCUGUUAAUUAUCAUUUCGACAGGAAACCUGCAGUGCUGUGAGCGGUCUGCUCACUUCCUGUCACCCAAACAUAGACACUUUUACAGUCAAGAUAAAAGCAACGCAGAUGCAAUAGGUCCCCCCCAGUGUAGUAUAGAGAAAUUCUUAUCAUUUCAUGCAUUGUGUUAAGCCAUCUACAGGUUUAGCUGAAGGCGCUGUGUUUAUUGUCAUUUACGUGGGUGUAAAUUAAUCAGAAAAAUCUUCUUACGAUCCAAAGAAUACAAGGAGCAAAAAAACAGCCUGUGACUGUGACCCCAAGCCAGUGGGAAUUUUCCAUCGAGUGAAGGCAUGGGUGCAUCUGUAGCAUCCUAUCAAACUGUCAUAAUCCUUUCAUUCUGCCUGUUGGGCCUGAUUGCAUUGCUCAUCUUCUUGUACAAGAAAUUGAACAAGGAGAAUAACGGAGUAUACACCAUCCGAAACAUGGUGUAUAAGGAAGGAGGGUUCAGAGACCAGGUGAGAGGUGCAGCCCAGGCUGUGGGGACACGCCUCGGUAUCCAGCUCUGGCCUCACAGCGACACUGAUGAGUAUGGAGAGGAGAUCCAAGAUGAGGAGGCACAGGUGGAGGAGGGUGAUAGCCAGGGGAGCCACAGUGAAGGAGGCGACCAUGAGGAGGAGGAGGAGGAGGAGGAUGUGGAGCAACAUGGAGAGGGAGAGACAGGUGGAGAUGGGGACCACACCUCAGAUGAUACCACAAGUUUGGAGAGUGUGGAAGUAGGGGAGCAAACUAGGCUAACAGGGCAGCCAGAGGCAAAGGACAGAAUGGAGGAAAAAAGGGAGGAAACAGAAGAGAAAGAAGCAAAAGAGGGAAAUAAAGGACUGUUAAUAGACCUUAAGCAGUUCUCUGGAAGUGCCAUCUGGUCUGGAGAAGAAGGAGGAAACAGAGAUGUGACUGCACUGUGAAUCCACUGAGAAAGUACAAAAUGAAUCAGAUGAAGGCUCAGGGAAAUAGUUAAGGUUACAAUUCUGAUGUAAAAAAGUAGUAAUAGUAAAAUAAAAAUAAUGAAUAAAAAUAAUGUUGAAUAUAAAAACUGGAACCAGCCUUUCAGUUUGUGUCCGAGUUUACAUUUUGUUAUUAGCUACACAUUACCAGUUUCUGUUUUUUUCUGGGCCUUUGGAUGUGCUUCUCUAUUCCAGUUUUUAAAUCGGACUUGUGUCACUUGCAUGUGGUCCUCCAUAGGAUAUACUGUAUAUCCGACACAUGGUCACGUAAGAUGAGCACGAAGAAGCCAAACAAACAUCUGAUGUGUAUUGAAUCAGAAUUGAACAACGUUGCCUUCAUAUGUCAGCCUGAAUAUAAUUGUAGCAGAGUUUUUUAUUAUUAUUGCUGUAAGUUGUUUUUUUUUCACCCUAAAAAAU